Molecule: messenger RNA, 8262 nt
Organism: Lagopus leucura (white-tailed ptarmigan)
Lineage: Eukaryota; Metazoa; Chordata; Aves; Galliformes; Phasianidae
Gene: COL5A1
Product: collagen type V alpha 1 chain
Exons: 66
Coding region: 130-5637 (1835 amino acids)
Molecular function (GO): extracellular matrix structural constituent
Source: RefSeq, a predicted model, not a curated record
GAGAAAGAGAAGAAACCCCCAGCGAUUUUUUUUUUUUUUUUCGCUGCCUUUUUUUGUUUUGUUUUGUUUGUUUAUUUCUUUGCUUCCCCUCAAAUUGUCCCGAGUUGGUGCCCCGUUUUUUUGUGGACCAUGGAUACGCACACGCGAUGGAAAAGGCGCAGUUGGAUACGGAGCUGGCAGCUGCACGUCGCGCUGGUGCUGUUGGGCACCGCGGCCCUGGGCCGGGCAGCUGAACCUGCAGACCUCUUGAAGGUAUUAGAUUUUCACAAUUUACCUGAUGGUAUCACAAGAACAACAGGGUUUUGCACAAGCAGAAGAUCUUCAAAAGAAGCAGAUGUUGCUUACAGAGUAACAAAAGAUGCUCAGCUCAGUGCACCGACAAAGCAGCUGUAUCCUGCUUCCCCAUUCCCAGAGGACUUCUCCAUUUUAACCACUGUAAAAGCGAAGAAAGGAGGUCAGUCCUUCUUGAUCUCAAUUUACAAUGAGCAAGGGAUCCAGCAAAUUGGUGUGGAGAUGGGUAGAUCUCCUGUAUUCCUGUAUGAAGACCAUACAGGAAAGCCAGGCCCAGAAGACUAUCCUCUCUUUAGAGGCAUUAACCUAGCAGAUGGCAAGUGGCACAGGGUCGCCAUCAGCGUGCAGAAGAAAAACGUCACCUUGAUUUUGGACUGUAAAAAGAAAAUAACCAAGUUCUUGGAUCGAAGUGACCAUCCCAUCAUUGACGUCAAUGGCAUCAUUGUAUUUGGAACGAGGAUAUUAGAUGAGGAAGUCUUUGAGGGUGACAUCCAGCAGUUGCUGAUCGUGGCCGACCCCCGGGCAGCCCAUGACUACUGUGAGCACUACAGCCCCGACUGUGACACCGCCGUCCCCGACUCUCCACAGUCCCAGGACCCCAACCAGGAUGAAUACUAUACCGAUGGGGAAGGAGAAGGGGACACCUACUACUACGAGUACCCCUACUAUGAAGAUGUUGACGAAGCUGUAAAGCCUGAAGCACCCACCACCAAACCUGCACCCCCAGGAGUGGCUGCUGGAGAGAGACCCGAAACCAAGCAGGACUAUCCUUCCCCCACGCCAUCCCCUGAAGCAGGGGACCCCAGCAGGCAGACCAAAGGAUCUGCACCCGUGGACGACCCCCUGGUGGAUGAGUACAACUAUGAAACCAUCAACGAGGAGUACUUCACACCUCUGCCCUAUGAAGACAUCAACUACAACGAGGAAGUAGACCCCCAGGGAGGGCUCACUGAAAAUGCCGUGGAAGCGGAGCUCCCCACGAGUACCGUCAUCACCUACAAUGAGACUGAUGCUACUCAAGGAGGAGACGACCUGGAUAAAGACUUCACUGAGGAAACGAUAAAAGAAUAUGAUGGGAAUUACUACUAUUAUGACAGAACAGUGUCUCCUGACAUUGGGCCUGGGAUGCCUGCCAACCAGGACACCAUCUACGAAGGGAUUGGAGGCCCACGGGGUGAGAAGGGGCAGAAGGGUGAGCCUGCCAUAAUUGAGCCGGGUAUGCUUGUGGAAGGUCCCCCUGGUCCCGAAGGCCCUGCAGGCCUUCCAGGACCUCCAGGACCAACUGGACCUGUGGGCUUAAUGGGAGAUCCUGGGGAGAGAGGACCUCCUGGCCGCCCAGGUCUUCCAGGAGCAGAUGGUUUACCAGGACCACCAGGGACAAUGCUUAUGUUGCCUUUCCGCUUCAGUGGAGGAGGAGAUGCUGGCUCCAAAGGACCUAUGGUCUCUGCACAGGAGGCCCAAGCCCAGGCCAUCCUACAGCAGGCAAGGCUGGCACUGAGAGGACCGGCAGGUCCAAUGGGUCUGACUGGGCGGCCCGGCCCCAUGGGACCCCCGGGCAGUGGAGGAUUGAAGGGUGAAGCUGGAGAAAUGGGACCUCAGGGUCCACGAGGCAUCCAGGGCCCUCCUGGCCCGGCAGGAAAGCCAGGCCGCAGGGGACGAGCUGGCAGCGAUGGUGCCCGGGGAAUGCCAGGACAGACGGGACCAAAGGGUGACCGAGGGUUUGAUGGCUUGGCUGGUUUGCCUGGCGAGAAGGGGAACAGAGGUGAGCCAGGUCCCCACGGCCCCCCAGGGGCACCCGGAGAGGACGGGGAGAGGGGGGAUGAUGGAGAAGUUGGACCCAGAGGGCUGCCCGGAGAACCUGGCCCUCGAGGACUUCUGGGACCCAAGGGGCCACCAGGACCACCGGGGCCACCGGGUGUGGCUGGUAUGGAUGGACAAACCGGUCCCAAGGGGAACGUGGGUCCCCAGGGUGAGCCAGGACCUCCAGGCCAGCAGGGCAACCCAGGUGCUCAGGGUCUUCCAGGUCCGCAAGGCCCCAUCGGUCCCCCAGGAGAGAAGGGGCCGCUGGGCAAACCUGGUCUUCCUGGCAUGCCUGGUGCAGACGGUCCUCCGGGUCAUCCUGGCAAGGAAGGUCCUCCUGGAGAGAAGGGGAGUCAGGGUCCGCCAGGCCCUCAGGGCCCCAUUGGUUAUCCAGGACCACGUGGAGUCAAGGGAGCGGACGGUGUUCGUGGGUUGAAGGGCACCAAAGGUGAAAAGGGUGAAGAUGGCUUCCCUGGCUUCAAAGGGGAUAUGGGCAUCAAGGGAGACCGGGGUGAAAUUGGACCUCCAGGCCCCAGGGGUGAGGAUGGUCCUGAAGGCCCCAAAGGUCGUUCGGGUCCCAAUGGAGAUCCCGGUCCUCUCGGUCCUGCUGGAGAGAAGGGAAAACUUGGCGUGCCAGGGCUGCCCGGCUACCCGGGCAGGCAGGGUCCAAAGGGCUCCAUUGGCUUCCCAGGAUUUCCAGGCGCCAACGGCGAGAAGGGCACACGGGGGACACCUGGCAAACCAGGUCCAAGGGGGCAGCGCGGUCCAACGGGUCCACGUGGGGAAAGAGGCCCUAGGGGAAGCACUGGGAAACCUGGCCCAAAGGGCAACUCUGGUGGUGACGGCCCCCCUGGUCCUCCUGGCGAACGGGGACCACCAGGGCCUCAAGGACCAACCGGAUUUCCUGGACCAAAAGGCCCCCCUGGUCCUCCUGGGAAGGAUGGAUUGCCUGGUCACCCCGGACAGAGAGGAGAAACUGGUUUCCAAGGCAAGACUGGCCCACCUGGCCCCCCUGGUGUUGUAGGCCCUCAGGGUCCAACUGGUGAAACUGGUCCAAUGGGUGAGCGAGGACAUCCAGGUCCUCCAGGUCCCCCAGGUGAACAAGGUCUUCCUGGCCUCACUGGGAAGGAAGGGACCAAGGGGGACCCUGGUCCAGCUGGCCUCCCAGGGAAGGAUGGUCCCCCAGGCUUGCGAGGCUUCCCUGGAGAGAGAGGUCUGCCUGGCCCCAUUGGUUCUCCAGGGCUGAAAGGCAACGAAGGUCCCCCAGGCCCCCCCGGUCCUGCAGGCUCUCCUGGUGAGCGAGGUCCUGCGGGCUCAGCUGGCCCCAUCGGCUUGCCAGGGCGACCUGGACCACAGGGACCUCCAGGACCUGCAGGUGAAAAGGGAGCACCAGGUGAGAAGGGUCCUCAAGGACCAGCAGGUCGGGACGGCAUCCAGGGCCCCGUGGGACUCCCGGGUCCAGCAGGUCCUGUUGGCCCCCCCGGCGAGGAUGGAGACAAGGGCGAGAUCGGGGAGCCUGGCCAGAAGGGCAGCAAGGGUGACAAAGGGGAGCAGGGUCCACCAGGUCCUACAGGCCCACAAGGUCCAAUUGGUCAGCCAGGUCCAGCUGGUGCUGAUGGAGAGCCAGGUCCCAGAGGGCAGCAAGGCCUUUUUGGUCAGAAAGGUGAUGAAGGACCUCGAGGUUUCCCCGGUCCCCCCGGCCCUGUGGGCUUGCAGGGCUUGCCUGGACCUCCUGGUGAGAAGGGAGAAACAGGUGAUGUUGGGCAAAUGGGUCCACCAGGUCCACCUGGGCCCAGAGGCCCCUCCGGCCCACCAGGAGCAGAUGGACCCCAAGGUCCUGCUGGGGGAAUAGGAAAUCCUGGUGCAGUAGGAGAGAAGGGUGAGCCUGGUGAAUCUGGUGAGCCCGGUCUGCCUGGUGAGGUCGGCCUGCCGGGUCCAAAAGGUGAAAGAGGUGAAAAGGGUGAAGCAGGUCCCUCCGGUGCUGCUGGUCCACCUGGCCCUAAAGGUCCCCCAGGUGAUGAUGGUCCCAAAGGCAGCCCUGGUCCAGUUGGUUUCCCUGGUGAUCCUGGUCCUCCUGGAGAGCCUGGCCCAGCUGGUCAAGACGGUCCCCCUGGUGACAAAGGUGACGAUGGCGAACCUGGUCAGACAGGGUCCCCAGGUCCCACGGGAGAGCCAGGCCCGUCUGGACCCCCAGGAAAAAGGGGCCCUCCUGGUCCUGUUGGUCCUGAAGGAAGGCAAGGAGAGAAAGGAGCCAAGGGUGAAGCUGGUUUGGAAGGGCCUCCUGGGAAGACAGGCCCAAUCGGUCCCCAGGGUGCUCCAGGGAAACCUGGCCCUGAUGGCCUUCGGGGAAUUCCUGGUCCAGUUGGUGAACAAGGCCUUCCAGGAUCUCCUGGCCCAGACGGCCCCCCUGGCCCACUGGGCCCACCUGGUUUGCCUGGCCUCAAAGGAGACUCUGGUCCUAAAGGAGAAAAGGGUCAUCCAGGUUUAAUUGGUCUGAUUGGACCGCCAGGUGAGCAGGGAGAAAAGGGCGACCGAGGUCUCCCAGGCCCCCAGGGCUCUGCAGGACCCAAGGGAGAGCAGGGUAUCACAGGUCCCUCUGGACCAAUUGGACCCCCAGGGCCACCAGGACUACCGGGUCCACCUGGUCCCAAAGGUGCUAAAGGAUCAUCAGGUCCAACGGGUCCAAAGGGUGAAUCGGGUCUUCCUGGGCCCCCAGGGCCUCCUGGUCCUCCUGGAGAAGUCAUCCAGCCUCUGCCCAUCCAGUCUUCCAAGAGGACCAGGCGAAACAUCGAUGCCAGCCAGCUGGUGGAUGAUGGAAAUGCUGACAAUUACAUGGACUAUGCAGAUGGCAUGGAGGAGAUUUUCGGCUCACUGAAUUCCUUGAAACUGGAAAUUGAACAGAUGAAGCAUCCGUUGGGCACUCAACAUAACCCAGCUCGUACCUGCAAGGAUCUCCAGCUCUGUCACCCUGAUUUCCCAGAUGGUGAAUACUGGGUGGAUCCUAACCAAGGAUGUUCCAGGGACUCUUUCAAAGUGUACUGUAAUUUCACAGCUGGUGGAGAGACUUGUAUCUUCCCUGAUAAGAAGUCUGAAGGAAGUAAAAUGGCUCGUUGGCCCAAAGAACAGCCUUCCACAUGGUAUAGUCAAUACAAGCGGGGGUCUUUGCUCUCCUACGUGGAUUCGGAUGGGAACCCCAUCGGAGUGGUACAGAUGACAUUCCUCAGGCUGCUGAGCGCCUCGGCCCACCAGAACAUCACUUAUAACUGCUACCAAUCCGUAGCCUGGCACGAUGCCACCACAGACAGCUAUGACAAAGCCAUCCGCUUCCUGGGCUCCAACGAUGAGGAGAUGUCCUACGACAACAACCCGUACAUCCGAGCUGCAUUCGAUGGCUGCGCGGCAAAGAAGGGCUAUCAGAAGACUGUCCUGGAAAUCAACACGCCCAAGGUCGAGCAAGUGCCUGUCGUCGACAUCAUGUUCAAUGACUUCGGAGAAGCGUCACAGAAAUUUGGAUUCGAGGUGGGACCAGCUUGCUUCAUGGGCUAAGAGCCACCUGAAAACUAGUCUCCAAAUGAGCAACCUCGUAACCUCAUUGCGCCAUUUAAUUAAUUAAAAAAGAAAAGAAGAAGAAAGAAAAAAAAAAAAAAAAAAAAAAAAAAAAAAAAAAAGAGUUCCUCGUCGUCACAUGCACGUUCUGAAACUGGACAGCGAUGGGUUCUUUCCUUUUCGUUUUGUUUUGUGCUUCGUUUUGCCCCAGUUCCUCUGUGCCGCGGCACCCGCGCAGAAUCGCAUGACCUGACGCUGCCCACGUGGCCCAUGGACCUGCCCUGCGUGUCCUGAGGUGGAAACGCAUCCGAGACUUCUUCUCUCCUCCAAAUGAUGCCAAGUGCUUCUCGGCAGGUUGUUGUUUGUUCGUUUCUAAGGAAAAAAUGGAUAAUAACUUGAAACUCCCGCGCUCAGCUUGACGUUGAAUCCCGGCUCUCAUGCGAACCCUGCUGAAGUUCUUUAUGGUCAUCUCAGUGACUUCUGUGAGAUUUGCAUCAGGUCUAGCAAGCAGAUAUAAUGGCCGUUUCCAGAAUCUGUAGGAUCUUCAUAGAAUCACCUAAUCCCACUUCUUACAAAAUCUAACCCGACCGAUUCGAUCGCUAAAAGCCACCCUGGGCAUCUCUUUCCCAUGUCUUAAAGGUGCUUAUAUUUUUGUAUGUUUGUAAGUAAAUAUUUGUAUUGUAUAUUAUUUGAAAUGUUCCCACGUUCCUGGCUUCAAAACAUGCAUGUGACCCACACCUGACUGCUGCCAACCCACGGGGGGAUGCAGCUGAGGCCAUGCCCCCGCAGCCACUGAUGCCUUUGGAAUGAUGUGCUUCAAAAUAAGGAAAGCAAAGCCUCUUUUUGCUACAGAGCCCUACAAAGCAGGCUGCAGUUUGCAUCUCUGCCUCUUUGCGCCCCUGCUUCACCGUCAUGUAUGUGUUUUAAGUUAAUUCUUCUCGCCUCCGUGUUUCCUUCAGCGUUCUUUCAAAAUAAUAAUAAUUAAAUUAAAAAAAAAAAAAAAAAUCUGUUCCCAGUGGCAGAUUGCAGUGGCAGGGAAGAUCCAUUUGUCCUCUUGGGAUAUUGAGUGUAAAACAACAAAAACAAAAAAAAAAGGAGAGGGAAAAAAGAAAAAAAAAAGGUGCUGUUUUGUUUUUACAUGUCUCUUCGUGGUGCUAUCUAUUCGAGUAACGUUAACACUGCACUGGUUGGACUCUGCCAUUGGCCAAUCUCCCACUGCCCGCCGCUUCAGCUGUUUGCAACACAGGCUGCACACUUCUGCUCCGGUCUCUGGUUAUAAAUGCAUGCCAGCUUCAUAUAUGCUAUGCAGAAGAUCUCUUGUUUGCAUUACGGGAGCUUAUAGGGCCCGUGUAGGAUGUAUUAAAAGUGCUUACGCCUUUUCAAAAAGCAUUCAUGCAUUUAUACGGCCGUGAUCACACCAGGCCGUGUCGGUGGCUGAAUGUUUGUGGUGCUAAUUGAUGUCAUUGUCGUGAGGACGGAGCUGUGUGUGCCAUUCUCUUCCUCUUCCCAUGGUGGCUGCCAGGAUGGCUUUCUUUCCCACGCAGCGUUUCCGAAUCACAGCCCUCUGCCACCCCAUUCCUUCUCCACGUGUUGCUUCGUUUUUUCUCCCCGGCUGUUUCCUUGUGUAGAUCUCUUGGCUGGAAAAUUUGAUGUUGCAGGGGAUUUUUGUAAUUAUUAUUAUUAUUUGGCCUGGAGUGUUACAGUUGAGCCAGGGGAGGAGAGCGGGAGGGGGGGUCUGUCACCAUGAAGGAAAGGACAUCACAUUUACUGUGAAAGAAGGCAACAUAUGAUGUCUUUUCCCCCCUCCUUCCCUAGCAGAGAGCAGCAGCGCCCAAGGGAGGGAGCGAGGCGGGAGCUGCGAUGCUGCACGGUGCUUUCGGGUCUGCAAAAGCCGUGUCCAUCCAUCUCCCUUCUUGUGUUCUGUCUAAUUACUAUUCAUUUCUAUUUCUCCUUUUUCCACCUGGGGGGGAGGAAAAAAAAACCUCAAAAGGUGCUACCCUAAAACUGCAGACUCCAGCAGCAAAGCAGUGAAAACGAGGAUACGUACAGUGAUCUGGUGCCUGCUCACCUUGGCACGAGCCUUGGCUGGGAGCAUUGGGAAGGUCGAGGAGGUUGCACGUUCCUGUCUGCCACAGAUAAGCCAUAUCUUGAUGUGUGUGCGCACGUGUGCGUCUGCCUAGGUCAUGUGAUUCUGUUCUGAUGAAUUCUCAUCAAGGGAGCUUUUUUUUUCUUUUUCUUUUUUUUUUUUUUUUUUUUUCCUCCUUUUAUUUCCUUGCUUUAAGAAGAAGAAGAAAAAAAAAAUAAAGAAAUAAUUCCUCUGUUGAAUUCCACAGUGUUGUAAUUGUACUGAGCUCCAAACUGUUCCGAUUCCCCCAGACCACUUAGCUACGGUAUUAUUGCAAUAAAAUUACUACUUGUAUUUGCAGACGUUCUUUUUGUGUAAUUUUAUUUCCCUCUUCCCUUAAUAUAUAUGACUUGAACAAAUGUUGAUAAGAAAAAUAAAACCUAUGGAAAAAAAAAAACAAACAAAUUUAGUACAUAAGGCCCUUUUUAAAAUAUACUGUCAAACGACGUAUUGUACAUUUCUUCAAAGUCCAAUAAACAUGUCAUAAAAUUUAAGUGUAA